CUGCCAAGUUACAUAGUUACCUGAGAUUGUGGCGUCCUCAGCCUACUUAGUGUGUACGUCACAAUUGACCUUUUGAAAGAAUUUUAAAGGAAUUGUAGAGUUUAAUUAAAAAAUAGGCGAAUCUUCCUAAAAACCUAUUCCCGAGAACUUUUUAACGGGUUACAGGAACAUCGUGAAGGAAACUAGUAAAAGUGAUUUUCUAUUGGAGUGUUUAAAUUCUUGUGGAAUUUUUAGGUGUGUGCGAAUAACUGUGGAAAGUCUCUGUGUGGAUUUCUUUCUGUUUUUGCAACAUCGUUGGUAUUACCACCCUAAAAUGAUAUCAAUGUGCACAAAUCCAGUCUAACUUAAUUUCACAAUAUUCUUCAAUCCACAUAUUUUCAAUAUGUCUGAGUCAACUCCAAUCUGUCGGUGUCGAGUUCUUUACCUUGGUUCCAGCGUGCCACAACAAACCAAGGAUGGUUUACAAGGAAUCCAAGAACCUCUACAAGAGCUUUAUCCUGAUCAAGGAGCAACCGGAGCCAAGGGGAUCGAUUCUUGGUUAAGCGUGUGGUCGAACGGAAUUCUAUUAGAAAACGUGGAUGAAAAUCAUAAGAAAAUAACGAGGUUUUUCCCAAUUGAGAGCUUGCAUUAUUGUGCUGCCGUUAGAUAUGUUUUGGUGCCAGAAAAGAAUACUCUUCACAGUCCAAAUCCUCGUUUUUUGCCCUUAGACUCACCUUUCGCUCGCACGCCUAAUCCUACGCAUCCCCCGCUUUUUGCUGCCAUUUUAAGAAGAACGACUGGGAUAAAAGUCCUCGAGUGUCACGCUUUUAUCUGCAAAAGAGAAGUUGCUGCCAACGCUUUAGUAAGAUGCUGUUUUCACGCCUAUGCUGACUCUUCAUACGCCAAACAAGUUGACACAGCUGGAAGCAUUUAUGGCACUCUCGCUUCCGAAAGGUUAUCUAGUAAAGAAAAGAUAGAUGAAUGGAAAAUGAAUAGAUCACAAUCUGGAUCUAUAAUGACAUUAAAUACAAUUGCCAACAACAAUCACAAAGAUGAUAUUAGCAUCUACAAUGGUGAUGAGAAUCACAAAGUUUGGGCAGGCUCCCAGGACAACUUGGAUGGGAUUUAUGACGUUUAUUCUAGUAGUACUAUUUCGAGACCUUCACGCCCUAGACAAAUUUGUCAACCAGUAGCUGUACCGCCCCCUCCUGUGAAGGACAAAAAGAAAAAAAGUAAACAGAAAUCAUUAAGUGGAUCAAAAGAAGAUUUAUAUCACCCUGUCAUGAAUGGUAAAGCGAGUAGUGUAGCAGGGUCAAUGACGAAAGUACGACAAGGAGGUCCGCAAAUGGGAGUACCUCCUCCUCAACCUAUUUAUAUUAUGGCUCCGCAUCCUGGAACACUUCCCAAUCCAAAGUUUUUUAAACAUCACGGUAAUACAUUUUCUCAUCGACCAAGAAGCAAAGUUCUUAUCCCUGCAAGACCGAUACCGCCUCCAUUAGUACCAGUAGCACCCAUAAUUUACCCUACGACAAUUCCCAAGAAUAAGAAGAAACACAAACAUGUAGAGGAACCUAUUUACAUGCCAAGCAAUAGAGCCUUAAGUCCAGUAGCUAGUUAUCAACCAGUUAAUUUUCCUCACGAGGCCUACUUAAUGCAGCACUACGCCACUAUGGAAUCACAAGGAAAGCAGAAAAGUAAAAAUAAAGAGAAAAACAUGGAGAAGGCAAAAAUGAAUAAGAAAUUAGCACAGAGUAUGAAUGGAUUGGAUGACCCUAAUUUAGAUAAUGACGAAAGUCCUUUUAAUACAGGAAUAUAUAAGAAGAAAGGUCAUCUCAACGAAAGGGCAUUUUCUUAUUCUAUUAGGCAGGAGCAUAGAAGUAGAAGUUACGGAAGCUUGGCAAACUUAAAAUUUGCUACCCCUAUUCCCAAUGGACAUGAUGUUGAAGAUAGAGAAGAUAUAAAAAAAGAAAGGGAAAUAAUGCAAAUGGUACACGAUUUGGAUCUUUCCGGGGAGGUGUUGGAAAGAUCUGAAGUUCCACGAGGUAUGUACGAAGCCAGAGCCGUUCCACCCAGUCCUGUGAUUGUGUCUGGUUCGCAAAUGAAUGGUAGAGGUCAUUGGAGAUAAAAACUAGAUAACAAAGGGAUCCUCAUUUUGUAACAUACCGAUUGGAAAACAACUCAACGCUAACGUUCAUGUAUAAUAUUAUAAAAUAUUUUGAUUAAUAAAUAUAAAGCGGAAGCCCCAGUGGAAUAAUUCGAAACAUAUUGAAGCAGAAGGACAAAACAUGGAAUGAAGCGAAAAAAGUGGCAGAAAAGGGGAACGACUGGAAAUAGUACAUACUACUUUAUAAAUAGUACGUAGACAUAAUUUAUAUCCCUACCAAAAGGGGAUUUUUAUAUAUGUAUGUAUAUAAAUAAUCCUGUAAUUUUAAAAUUAGAGGCAUCUAAAUAAUAAGAAAGUCUAACCAGUCUAUAAACCACGGCAAAGUAAGUUUUCUUACCAUUUGUUUGAAUUGAAGCGUAGAACAGAACAUUGUUAUAUUCGUUUCUAAGUAUUAAAGAAUAGCUAUAAUUUAUUAUAUAUUUUAAAUUACACGAAUUCAAGAGACUGCAUAAAGGUGCGUACAUACAUGCAACAAAACUUCAUAUCGUAACACCGUCGCGUAGCAAGUCUGGACCGCAUUUCGUAACAGCGUAACACCGUAACAUAGUAACAUCGUGGCGUCCCAUCAGUUGUCGGUAUUUUGCUGCUGCAUCAAAGGAACGUUGAGCGCCGAUAUUGCACGACUUGUUUGCAAGUUUGGAGGUUUCAUUUAUUCAGUUGACAUAGUUGUUAUUAUGGAGUAGAAUAUACCAUUGAGUAUGGAGUAGGAAGAAUAUAACAUUGCUUCUAAAUAUAGUUACCUACCAAAAUAAAAAAUUUUUGUGGGAUCCAAAACAUCCGAAAUAUUAUAAUAAAAUAAAAAAGCAUAGUGCUUGGGAAGAAUUUGCUGCAGAAUUUCGAACAACAGUAGAUGCGUGUACAAAAAUUAAUGUUUUAAUUCAGAUGGAACACCAGUAUUGUUCUGGUUGUAGGUUACGCGACGAUGUAUUGAUAUGCUAUAUUUUCUGACACGACGUAUUUUUGAUGCAUAACAAAAAAGUGUUGUGCGACGGUGUUACGUUACGAAAUUUUGUUGCAUGUCUGUCCCCACCUUAAGAUUUAACAUAAUUCAUUCACUUGGGUCGUCGUAGUGUUUUGUUAUAUACAUAACCUCAAGGAAGCAUCGAAUAAAAGUCUAUUAUUUUUAUUUAUGUGGUCAUGAUAUUCGAUGACCAAACUUUGAACACAACCAGCGCAAAAGAGGCCAAAGUUUUUGCAGAAGCAACUUAUUAACGCUUGUUUAGUUUUUGUUUCUGGCAUAUAUGCCAACUCAAUUGUUUUAUCUUGAAUCUGGGUUUCUUGGCAGAUGUUUAUUUCUAUUUAAGUAAAAUUAUUGAUAAGAAAAAUAUAAACGUUUAAAGAAAAUUGAUUCUUAGCGCUAAACUACAUUUAGACAAAAAUAUUCAAUAAAUUAAUUAACAGAAAAUAUUACAUUUCUGCAACAACCCGAACCACUGUCUAAACAAGCCCAGUUUUUUUAUUUAGAAUUUAGAGAAAAUGACUUAUGUACAUAAAGUUUUAUAAUACUACACUUAAAAUUAUUUUAUUUUGUAAAAUAUAAUGUAUGUAUUUCGAAUUUGCUCAAGUUAACGAUUUGUAUUAGUUUCAAUAUUUAAAGUUUACUUUAAGGUUUGUAUUGUACUUUAUUAAGUUUUAAACUGCAAAUAGCCACUACAAUAAUGUAAUUAUUUAAUUGAUACGAUUCAAAUUGUACCUAAUUUAAUGUUAAAAACCAUUUUACAAUUUUGCUAUAUAUCAUAAUAUAUAAUAUAAAACAUUAAUACAAUUAUUACAUUUCAUUGAAUUCAAACAGUUUUGUGGAUGAAUAUAUAUUAAUUUAUCGUAUUACCUAUAUUCUAGAAACAUUGUUAGUUUAUAAAUUGUAGGGCUUCUGUGAACUAUUAUAAAAGGUUCAAAAUUAAGGAAUAAAUUAUUUUUUUCUAGAAUAAGCCACUUUGGAAAAAAAUCCUUUAACAGGUGGAUUUUUAUUUUUUGAGUUAUUAUUUUUUGGCAUAAUUAUUCAUACAGGGUGUCCAAAAUAAUUUGUUUUGAAUUCAAUUAUUUGACACAAAAAGAAGAAUGUUAUUGAAGAUGAAUUUAUUUAAUUCAAAAUACAAUUUACUGCUGUCAGAAAACAGAAAAAAAUGUUUAUUUGACAAAUAAACCCACCUAUCUCUUGGUAGUUUAAACAUUUAAUUUAAGCGAAAAGCAAUGUUUAUUUGUCAAAUUUUUUUUUCUGUUUUCAUGUAUUUUGAAUUAAGUAAAUUAAAUACCUACAUUCUUCUUUUGUGUCCAUUAUUAUUAAAAAAUAGUUUUUUUACACCUUAUAUUAAUAAUUAUGAUAAUGUUUAUAUUACUGAAUAGAGAAUUGCAUAAACUUUCAAAUAAGCAGGCACACGAUCCCUAUUCUCAUUUAAAAUAAUCAUCGAUUACGUCAUCGCGCCCAGACGGAUGACAUCACUAUUAUGGCAUAGAUGACAAAAAAUCAUAAUUUACAAAUAAAAAUCGACGUCUCGGGAUUUGUCAUUAAAGUGGCCUAUUCUCGAAAAAAUGAAUUUAUUCCAUAAUUUUGAACCUCUCUGUAUAAAAGCAAGUAGAUGAACUUAUAAAUUAUUAUCAGAAGAGAUGAACCAGAUAAACAAAUUUAAUAACAUUCCUUUUUAAAAAUUAAAAAAUUUAAAAAAUAUUUUAUAUAUAAGUAAAUUAUUUUUUAUUAAAGAAUAUAUUUCCAAAAAAUAUAUUAAGUAAUUAUUGUAACUUUAUUCUUCCAACAUGUAUAUAGACUUUUAAUUGAUUUAUAAGGAUUUAGCAAAAUAUUUUAUUGGGAUUUUAAUUAUAUAGUCAAAUAUAUAUUAUAUAGUAUAUACUAAGUCAGACCGUUUUAACUAUGUCUAUGUAAAAUAUACAGCUAAAAAGGUAUAUUUGUAUAUUAAGAUCGCAUUUAGAAGUAAAUAUUUUUUAUAAAAAAAUGCCACCAAAUUUAGAACCAAUUUUAUACAUUACGUAUGAUAUUAUAUUCUAUACAGUGCAAAUUACGUGAAACUGUAACGUUAGUAUUUUAAAUAACUGUUAACAUGAAGUAAAAACUCCUUUUUGUAAUUGGUAUAAUUUUAAUAAUUCAGAAUUAAAAUUCUAAAAAUCCAAAUGGUUACAUAAGUGUUUAGAACGUUUUCGGACUUCCUCAGUCCAUCCUCUUAAACACUGUUUGGAUCUUGUGUUAUUUAGCAAGUAAAAUAAGUUCACUGAGGAUGGACUGAUAAGUCCGAAAACGUUCUGAACACUUAUGUAAUCCAUUUAGAUUUUUAAAUUUUAUUCUUAAUUAAAAUUACCAAAUACAAAAAGAAGUUUUUACUUCAUGUUGAACAUAGGCCUCCUGUAAUUUCUUCCAGUUUUGUCGAUCUUGGGCUUCCUGCAACCAAUUCCCAGCAAUCCUUUUGACGUCGUCUCUCCAUCGUGUAGGUGGUCUACCUCUACUUCUGUCUGUUCGUGGUCUCCACACUGUAAUUUUUUGGGUCCACCUUCGGUCCUUCAUUCUGGCUACAUGGCCCGCCCAAUUCCACUUCAGCCAUGCUACUCGCUCUAUGAUAUCUGUGACGCCUGUCCCUUCUUAUUUCCUCGUUGUUUCUAACCCUGUCUCUGAGAGUCAGUCCAAGUAGUGACCGUUCCAAUCUUCUUUGGGCCACUCUAAGUUUGAUUGCAGUGAUCUGGGUUAAAGAUAAUGUUUCGGCGCCGUAAGUCAUGACUGGAAGCACACAUUGAUCGAUCGUCUUUUUUUUCAAAUAAUUUGGCAUGUUGCUCUUGAAGGUGUCUGCUAGAGCUCCAUAUCCCAAGGUGAUCCUUCUUUGUAAUUCGGCAGUUAUCCCUGGCUAUUUGUAUUUCAUGCUCUAAGUAUUUAUAUUUAUGGACCAACGCUCUUUUGUUGAAGUUAACUUUUGGAUUUUCGCUUGGUACUAGGUUUGUCAUGUAUUGUGUCUUUCCAAAAUUAAUGUUUAAACCAGCUUUUUUACAGGCAGCAUCUAACUCAGUAAGGAUAGUUCUAAUCUCUUUUUAAGUUGUCUGUUAUAAGAACUAUGUCGUCUGCGAAUCGUAGGUGGGAAAACCUUUCACCGUCGACAUUUAUUCCUUUGGCGUCCCAUUCCAAUUGUUUGAAAGCAUGUUCAAGUACUGCCGUAAAGAGUUUGGGAGAUACCGUGUCUCCCUGUCUAAUUUCGCUUUUCCUUCAUGUUAAAAGUUAUUUAACUCUGUGGUACAUAGCCAACUCCCGUUUUAAUUAGUAUUUUAGUUUUUUCUUAUUCGGUAGUGUUUGUUUUAAUUGGUAUAUGGUAAAAUUUUAAUGUAUUUUAUUUUGAUUGUGACUUUAAGCUUAGAAAUUUUACCACCAAUUAUGGAAAAUAACACAUAAUUUUUAUUUAGCUAGUUAAAUCUUCAACAAAAUAUUUACCGAUAAAUAAAUUAGAUUUUAAGCUACAAUACGUACACUCAGAAAAAUGAAAGAUUACCCAUGAACGAUCACAUCAAUCACAUAUUUUGUAUUUGCUGUCUUUUUUCAUAAAUAGCAAAACGAGAGAGAGGGAUUAUUAUUAAUAAUCUGAAUAAUAUGUGAUUGAUAUGAUCGUUCAUGGGUAAUCUUUCAUUUUUCCGACUGUAUAUUACAUAUACCUACAUAUUAUGCGUUGAUUACCUUUUAGCUGUAUUAUCUUUUUAAGUAUGCACCUACUAACAAGAUAUUUUUUUAUAUUCGAGUGUUAUAUUAAGUGCCAUUAAAUUUACUAAAUAAAUUUUUUUAUUGGUAUAAUUUAAAAUAGGCAUGUUUAAGCUAAUUUUGUACGUUGGCAAUUUUAAUAUUUUGUUUUGUAAUAAGUUAUAUAUGUAAAUAAAAUAUCUAUAGAUAAAUUUGA
Molecule: messenger RNA, 7020 nt
Organism: Diabrotica virgifera virgifera (western corn rootworm)
Lineage: Eukaryota; Metazoa; Arthropoda; Insecta; Coleoptera; Chrysomelidae
Exons: 8
Coding region: 383-2104 (573 amino acids)
Source: RefSeq, a predicted model, not a curated record